Molecule: messenger RNA, 399 nt
Organism: Botrytis fragariae
Lineage: Eukaryota; Fungi; Ascomycota; Leotiomycetes; Helotiales; Sclerotiniaceae
Exons: 2
Coding region: 1-399 (132 amino acids)
Source: RefSeq, a predicted model, not a curated record
AUGACUGCACUAGGCGGGCUCACUUAUGAUAUUAGGGACCCUUCGACUCACAAGAUUGCAUGCUACUUUGAGCUAGAUAUUUAUGAUCUUCUUUGUACUAUGGCACACAAGCCAGAUUUUGUAGAUGAGGAUGCCAUCAUGUUAGACAAGCAAAAGGCUCUUCCCCGGGACACAAAAGUUCAGGAUUAUUAUUUCCGAAACCUCGAGUUGAUUCCUGGCUUUCCAUUUCGGGAGUUCCAAGGUGCUUCCGCAUUUAAAGACAAUGCAGAUACUCCUAAUACAUUGCAUCACAAUGUUACCAAGAGGUUUCUCGAUUUCAUAAAGCGUGCACCACCGGAGAUCCGUACAAAUGUUUUUGCGCAAAUACCAACCAAAAGAGUUGCGGAAGAUGAUGAUUAG